This is a messenger RNA of Fulvia fulva, 927 nucleotides long. RefSeq lists its product as uncharacterized. Lineage: Eukaryota; Fungi; Ascomycota; Dothideomycetes; Mycosphaerellales; Mycosphaerellaceae. The record is from RefSeq and is a predicted model, not a curated record. Bases 1 to 927 code for a protein of 308 amino acids. Gene Ontology annotation, molecular function: oxidoreductase activity, acting on CH-OH group of donors; flavin adenine dinucleotide binding. The transcript is spliced from 3 exons.
AUGUGGUCGCUGGUCGUAUUUCUGUUGGCAACCAUUGUCACUGCUGCAGCAGUACCUCUUGAAGAGCGACAGCAACUCGAAUUUGACUACAUAGUCGUAGGUAGUGGAGCUGGCGGCGGCCCUCUGGCUAGCAGACUAGCACGAGCAGGAAACAGUGUGCUUCUGUUCGAGUCGGGAGAUGACCAAGGCUCUAAUCACAACUACAGCGUACCAGGCUUCCAAGCUGCUGUCACGCAAGACAGUAAGAUAGCAUGGGACGUAUACAUAAACCAUUACCAACAUCAGGCUCGCGCUCGCAGAGAUCCAAAGUAUGUUGAGGGCAAAGGUAUUCUGUAUCCACGUGCAGGGACAUUGGGUGGAUGUACAUCCCACAACGCCCUUAUCUGGAUCACACCACACGCCAGCGAUUGGGACAACAUAGCUUUGAUCACUGGCGACUCCUUGUGGUCUUCAGCAAACGUGCAGAAAUACCUCGCCGAAGUGUACGAGUGGCAACCUGUAGCUCCCGCGGAUCCAGCUAUCCUGCUCAAGGAUACUAUGCUUGUUCAACAUUUGGCUGGAGGUGCUGCUGUCAUGGGUAUCGGGCCAGAUCCUCUCGCAGCCGUGACAGGACUUGGCGGCACCUUGCUGGUGGACCCAAACAACACACCUGGGCGUGACUCGCUGGAGGGCUUCUACCAGAUACCUCUGAUUCAAAGAGGCGGCAAUCGCAUCACAGUGCGAGACUUCAUAGUCAAUACUGUGCGGCUCGGCUUCCCGCUGACGGUACGCAUGAAUAGCCAUGUCACAAAAGUCAACUUCGAUACGAGCAGUGGCACCCCCAAGGCGGUGGGUGUCGAUUUCUUGGACGGAUCGCACCUUUACCGCGCAAGCCCAUUGAGCGGCGCUUCUGGUACCCCCGGCUCCGCUCGUGCAGGAUCGAUAUGA